Messenger RNA from Oncorhynchus gorbuscha (pink salmon), 1806 nucleotides. RefSeq names its product cysteinyl leukotriene receptor 1 (gene cysltr1). Gene Ontology annotation, cellular component: plasma membrane. NCBI's taxonomy places the organism in Eukaryota, Metazoa, Chordata, Actinopteri, Salmoniformes, Salmonidae. Gene Ontology annotation, molecular function: leukotriene receptor activity. Gene Ontology annotation, biological process: G protein-coupled receptor signaling pathway. The record is from RefSeq and is a predicted model, not a curated record. The transcript has 6 exons. Bases 312 to 1346 code for a protein of 344 amino acids.
GAGACAGUGGGAGAGGGAGAGGGAGAGGGAGAGGGAGGAGUCUGAGUGUAUCCCACAGCAGCAGUACUCAGAGGCUGAAGCAGAGCAGCAGGUUCUGUCAUCUAUCAGGCAAUAUUCUGCAGGUUACGGGCUCCCUUGUGGUCCUGCUGACUUCAAUAGGAAACCCUUAAACACAACUUCUUCAUCAGCAGCAGCCUCCCUUAUCCUGCUGGCCCUCUCAAACUGGACCUCUCUUGAGGAGGGAGAAGAACCAUCUUCAUUAUUGUUUUGAAAAUAUAAAUCUCUUGUACAAUCGGGAAAGACAUGCAGACAUGAAUCUAGCAGAGUUUGACAACGUGACUCUGAGGGACAACACUACCAACUGUCUGUCUAUCGAUGACUUCCGUAACCAGGUGUACUCUACGGUGUACUCUAUCAUCACGGUGUUCGGCCUGGCCGGUAAUGGUUUCGCCUUGUUGGUUCUGGUUAAAACGUUCCGUCAGCGUUCUGCGUUCCACAUCUACAUGUUGAACCUGGCCGUGUCCGACCUGCUGUGUGUCUCCACGCUACCGCUACGGGUCCUCUACUACGUUAAUAAGGGUCAGUGGAACCUGGGAGACUUCCUGUGCAGGGUUUCGUCCUAUGCCCUCUACGUGAACCUCUACUGCAGCGUGUUCUUCAUGACCGCCAUGUCCGUCACACGCUUCCUCGCCAUCGUGUUUCCCGUGCAGAACCUGCGCCUGGUCUCAGAGCGUCGCGCCCGUCUGGUGUGUGUCUGUAUCUGGGUGUUCAUCUGCACUGUCUCCUCCCCCUUCCUCAUGACUGGUCAGCACCUCGACCCAGCCACCAAUAAGACCAAGUGCUUCGAGCCUCCAGAGCGCAGAACAGGGGGCGGGCUUAGCAAGCUCAUCAUGCUCAACUACUUCUCAUUGGUCGUGGGCUUCGUGCUCCCUUUCUUGGUCAUCCUGCUGUGCUAUGCCGGGAUUAUCCGGGCUCUGCUGUCACGGCAACACACUGCGCAGCGCCAGAAGGGGGUGGGGUCUAAGGCUAUCAGAAUGAUUGUAAUAGUGAUGCUAGCAUUCCUGCUGUGCUUCAUGCCGUACCACGUCCAACGCUCCGUCCACCUCAGCUUCCUGUCCCAGACUGCCACCUCCUGUUCGGAGCUGGUGUACAUGCAGAAGAGUGUGGUGGUGACACUCUGUCUGGCUGCCUCCAACUCCUGCUUCGACCCCUUGCUCUACUUCUUCUCUGGAGAGGGCUUCAGACGACGUCUGUCAACCUUCAGGUCCACUAGAAGGACACAGAGACAACCGGCCACAGAGACAGGGGCACAGCCACCGUUAGGGAGGGGAACACGCUUUGAGUGAGUGAGUGAGUGAGUGAGUGAGUGAGUGAGUGAGUGAGUGAGUGAGUGAGUGAGUGAGUGAGAGGGGCACACGAGCCUAAGAUCACGAUGCACAAUGUCAAGCUCUGUUUUCCAUGGUUUGGGCUAUGCCCCUUAGUUCUAGUAAAGGGAAAUCUUAACGCUACAACAUACAAUGACAUUCUAGACAAUUCUGUAGUUCCAACUUUGUGGCAACAGUUUGGGGAAGGCCUUUUCCUGUUUCAGCAUGACAAUGCCCCUAUGCACAAUACAUAUGGAGUUGGUACCCCUUUGCUGCAAUAUUGACCUCAACUCUUCUGGGAAAUCUUUCCACUAGAACAUUGCUUGCUUGCUUUCAUUCAGCCACAAGAGCAUUAGUGAGGUUUGGCACUGAUGUUGGGCUAUUAGGCCUGGCUCGCUGUCGGCAUUCUAAUUCAUCCCAAAGAUGUUCGAUGGGGUUGAGG